Linnemannia hyalina is the source of this 1440-nucleotide messenger RNA. The record is from the annotation of a GenBank genome assembly. NCBI's taxonomy places the organism in Eukaryota, Fungi, Mortierellomycota, Mortierellomycetes, Mortierellales, Mortierellaceae.
AUGACAAGAACACAUGCACUCGACAUGCCAGAGAUCCGAGAAGCCAUCAUCCAAUUCCUCAUCCCCUCCAGGAAUGACCUCCUCUCAUGUCUACUCCUCUCCCAUCCCUGGAAUGCCUCCGUCCAGCCCUGGCUCUGGAAACACCUCUACCUUUACAGCGAGCUCCAACCAACUCGAAUACCACGGACCAAGGCUCCGUUCCCUCAAGCCAACCUCCAGAACCCUCCCGUUUCGUUACUUCAACAGAAUACGGUGUUUAUUCGGCACUUACAUGUCAAGACACCUAUCGACUCUCGCAUCCUUGCUGUGCUCAAUCAAAACUACCUUAGCAGCAAUAGUAACGAGAGCAGCACUGGAGACGUGGUGCCGUUAUUCUCGGCAUUGGAGACACUGCACGUCCACGGAUACUGCUGCGACGAGACGAUGAUUGACCUCGAGAUCCGGUUCGCUGCGCGGUUGAUUCGACACACUCUCCACCAGACUACAACACUGAAAGAACUCCAUAUCACAAGUCUCCCUCCCAGCUCUGUCACCACUCUCUUACAUGCACUUGACGAACAUCCUUGCUCUUCCUUGACACCACCACCAACAACAACAUCCAUACCAAAGCGCCCACUGGAUCGCCUCCGCCUGACAGACCUAACCCUCCCAUACAACCUCGUCGACCGCACCCAGUUCUGGCAACGCUGCACCACCAUCCGCCGCCUCGAAUUCGAUAGCGUCAACUGCCUCGGAUACCCUUGCCCUCCCGACUUGACAUUCCCAAGACUCGAACACCUCCAACUGACAAAUAUGUCCCUCCUCCCACCCUACGAACAACUCCAAUUGAUGAGCCAGUGCCCCAACCUAAUCAGCCUCGACUGGGGCCCCUCCUCCUCCGCCACCACCACCGUCAACCACAUCUCCACUACCCCACCUAUCCUCUCCCCCUCAGAACUCUCUCACCGCAUCGCCGCCAUAACAUUAUCCCCCAUUUCAAACGUCCACACCUUGUACUUACGCGGCUCCCAGAUCAACGACGCAUCCAUAGCAAAAGUCCUCUCGGGCUGUGAACCCCUAAAGAAACUCAACGUCCACGGGAGUGGAUUUUCGCUCGAGUCGAUCGACAUAUUGGCUGCGAGGCAUUUCGCAAGUCUUCAAGAGAUCGAUAUGGGUGAAUGUCCGUUUGUGACGAGUCCGAUGGUCGAGUUGAUCGUGGAGCAGUGUCCGCUGUUGGAGGUUCUAGUGGCGCCGACCCUUAAAGUUGGAGAUAUCAUGGCCAGCAACACUUUGGUUGGUGAAGGAGAGACAGGGUGGGUGUGCAAGAAUUUGAGGGUUUUGGAGGUCCAGAUCGAGAUCGAGACCACAAGACUGGAUCUGGAACGGCCCUUUAUCAACGCACGGUUAGCAUCCAUGAAAAAGUUGACCUCCAUCGGUCUUUUUCCUCGUCCUUAUUCUUAA